GUUGUGAUAAACUUAUUAAAUAGAUAGCCAAUGAGCCAUGAAAGAGGCAGAGUCUGAAGUUGAGCAAUGCACAUCGCCUCUGCUGGAUGGCUCAGUGGCUUUUGGUGGAUCAAUUAAAAAUUUCGAAACUGCAUGCCAGGUGUGCGGGGACUUGGCAACAGGUAAUCACUACAACGCAAGGACAUGUGAAGGAUGCAAAGGAUUCUUCAAGCGCUCAGUUCAAUUGAAAAUGACAUACAAAUGUAAACAUCUUAACAACCAAGAUGCGCUCGACUCUGCUGAAAAACAAGAAAUCAAAUGCAAAAUAAACCGAAUUACAAGGAAUAAUUGUCAAAAAUGUCGCUUUGACAAAUGCAUUGGGAGUGGUAUGUCCGAGUCCUAUUUAAGGACUAAAAGUGUUACAUCAAAUACGCCAACCGCCAUCUUAGCUCAAUACUGUAACUUAAACCAAUCUAUAUACUCUCUCGAGAAUGAUGAUAAAAUGCUGUUAGACCAACUAGCGUCAAUUGGGGCACAAAAAAUCCCAUCGGGAACAAGUGAGCUGCCAAUCGAAGAUGCUUCCCAAAAUUUUAACUCAGAAAUGGCCGGUCUGGCAUUGUCAGCUUACGAAGAACUCAAUGAUAUCGUGCAGUGGUCACUGUUGGUACCGGGAUACUCAAAAAUACCUCAGCCAGAUCAACUGACAAUUCUCAAAACUACAUUUCCAGAUGUAAUGGCGUUCCGACUAGCUUGGAGGUCAACGCAAUAUGAAGAAAAACUAAAAUUUUCGCUGGAAAAAAUUAUUUCAAAAAAUGAUUGCGUCAGAAUAGGCUUCGGUGAAGCUGUUAUUUGCCCUUUGUUUUCUUUCGUAAAAAAUGUGAAAGAGUUGAAGAUAGACAUGCAGGAGUUCGCGAUUAUCCAGGCCAUAUUGCUGACUUUUGCAAGAUGUUCAAAUGUGCAAUCUAGCGCCCAACAAAAUGCAAGUGAAAUUCAAAAUCGAAUGAUGCAGUGCCUCAGAAGACACGUUAAGACUGCUUAUGCUUCAGAUGUUGUUCGAUACUGUAGAAUCACUCAGCUUUUAUCAGAAGUUAAAGGAGUCAGCUUGAGAAUAAUGGAUUGCUUCCUUUCGGCUGCAGUCAAUGGCUGUAUACCACUAACUGACUUUGUCGUUUCUUAUGUAACCUAAAUUUUGAGACUGAAACUAAAAAAACAACUGAA
Messenger RNA from Symsagittifera roscoffensis, 1197 nucleotides. Its product is annotated as nuclear receptor subfamily 4 group A member 1-like. NCBI's taxonomy places the organism in Eukaryota, Metazoa, Xenacoelomorpha, Acoela, Convolutidae. The record is from RefSeq and is a predicted model, not a curated record. The coding region runs from base 38 to 1165 and encodes 375 amino acids. Gene Ontology annotation, molecular function: RNA polymerase II cis-regulatory region sequence-specific DNA binding; zinc ion binding; nuclear receptor activity. Gene Ontology annotation, biological process: negative regulation of transcription by RNA polymerase II; positive regulation of transcription by RNA polymerase II; cell differentiation. The transcript has 3 exons.